Messenger RNA from Thecamonas trahens ATCC 50062, 598 nucleotides. RefSeq names its product Ras-1. Gene Ontology annotation, cellular component: plasma membrane. The coding region runs from base 14 to 580 and encodes 188 amino acids. The record is from RefSeq and is a predicted model, not a curated record. Lineage: Eukaryota; Apusomonadida; Apusomonadidae. The transcript has 2 exons. Gene Ontology annotation, molecular function: GDP binding; GTP binding; GTPase activity. Gene Ontology annotation, biological process: Ras protein signal transduction.
GCCACCACCGAGGAUGGGCAAUGCCGUGUGCAAGGGAAAGACACCCAAGCUGCCAAAGAAGCGGACGCCGUGCGUGAUGCUGGUGGGAGGGAGCGGAUGCGGCAAGUCGGCCCUGGCGCAGCAGCUUGUUUACCACGAGUUCCCGACGGACCACCAGCCGACCAUUGUCGAUGGCUACGAGAAGCACUUUGUGCUCGACGACUUUGCGGCACGCAUCUCGAUUGUCGACUGUGGUGGCUCGGACGAGUACGUCAAAGAGAUCAACAAGUACGUCGAGCAGGCCUCGGGGCUCAUUUUUGUUGUCGACGUGACCAACCCGGACUCGCUUGACGCUGUCAAUAGCAAGUACACGGGCCUGCUGGCGCUGCGGCCGGACGUGGCUAACCUGCCCAAGGCUGUUGUCGCCACCAAGACAGACUCAGUGGAUCGCGUCGUCUCGCAGCCGGACAUCACCGCUCUCGCUGCACACUGGUCGUGCCCGCAUGUCGAGACAUCGGCGCAGUCGUACGACGAUGUCGAGGCCGCCUUUCGCGUCCUCGUCGCCAAGCUUGUGCCCGAGGCCGCGCCGGAUGGCCCGUAAACGCAGCUGCAUCUCACA